AAAUAAUAAAGUCGGAGUUAUUACAACAGAUUCAUGCAAUGAUGGGAACAUCCUCACAUUCUCAUCAACCCUACGCGUCCCAAUCCUAUGCGACACCGACAUACAACACAACCCCAGCGCACGUUACUAACAUGCGCCAACCCCCCUCUCUCUGCACAAUUCACUCCCUCAAAUCCUAGAUUCCUCUCUCUCUCUCUCUCUCCGCCAAAUCUCGUUCCCAUUUAAGAGAGCAUCAAAUUCAAUCAAACACUGCUACUUCUCAUCCAUUCAAUCACGUUUUCUUUUUCUCUCCCUUCUAACUGCUCCUUUCUUUUUCUUGUGAUCCUCUUUGGUUGUACACUUCUCAUGUCUUGUUCUUUUGAGCUCUCAGAUUACUCUGUAUUCAGAAUCUCUGUUAUUAGGUUUAGGUUUUUGUGAUUUGGCUCUGUGUCCUAUGAAUUGAUUGAGUCAGCGGUUUUCAAUUGCAAUGCGAUGAGAAGACGCUCUGACCAAACGGAGAAGGGGGCACCAAAGAAUCAGAAUCCCCGCCUUUGCUUUUUGGCAUCCCUUUCUGCUGUCUUCUGGUUUUUGCUCCUUUACUUCCAUUUUGUGGUGCUUGCAAGAGAUAAUAACAAUAGCAAUAGCAAGAGUAAUUACAAUACUGAUGUUGAUCAGCACUCAACCCUGUCCACAACACCUGUCUCCCUUCAUUAUCAACCUGCCCCGAUCCAUGUAAUGGAUUCCCCUCAAGUGCAGGCCCCUCCUAGGAAGAUUGGGUUCCCUCAGCCUGAGGUGCGACGUAGUGACACUCACACCGAGAAGAGUUUCCCUUUCAUGCCAGCAAUGAGAGCUGCUGAAAACAAGAGUGAUCCCUGUGGGGGGAGGUACAUUUAUGUGCAUGAUCUUCCCUCCAGGUUCAACGAGGAUAUGCUGAAGGAAUGCAGGAGUUUGAGUCUUUGGACUAAUAUGUGCAAGUUCACCACCAAUUCUGGCCUUGGUCCGCCCCUUGAGAAUGUUGAAGGGGUCUUCUCUGAUACUGGAUGGUAUGCUACCAAUCAGUUUGCUGUUGAUGUUAUAUUCAGCAAUCGGAUGAAACAGUAUGAAUGUUUGACAAAUGAUUCCUCUGUUGCUGCUGCGGUUUUUGUACCCUUCUAUGCUGGAUUUGACAUUGCGCGCUAUCUUUGGGGUUAUAAUAUUUCAAUGAGGGAUGCAGCUUCGCUUGAUCUGGUUGAGUGGCUCAUGAAGAGGCCAGAGUGGAGCAUAAAUAAUGGCAGAGACCAUUUUCUUGUUGCAGGAAGGAUAACGUGGGAUUUCAGGAGACUGUCUGAGGAAGAAUCAGAUUGGGGCAAUAAGCUUUUGUUUUUACCAGCGGCAAAGAAUAUGUCCAUGCUUGUGGUUGAGUCCAGUCCUUGGAAUGCGAAUGAUUUUGGGAUUCCGUAUCCUACAUACUUCCACCCAGCCAAGGAUGCUGAUGUGUUCAUUUGGCAGGAUAGAAUGAGGCAACUAGAGAGGAAGUGGCUUUUCUCCUUUGCUGGUGCUCCCCGUCCUGGCAACCCCAAAUCAAUCAGGGGUCAGUUAAUUGAUCAAUGCAGAAGGUCAAAGGUUUGUAAGCUGUUGGAAUGUGAUUUUGGAGAAAGCAAAUGUCACUCUCCCGACAGCAUAAUGAAGAUGUUUCAAAGCUCGCUUUUCUGCUUGCAACCCCAGGGUGAUUCAUACACACGAAGAUCUGCUUUUGACUCAAUGUUGGCUGGUUGUAUACCCGUCUUCUUCCAUCCUGGCUCAGCAUAUACACAGUAUACUUGGCAUCUUCCCAAGAAUUACACCAAGUAUUCUGUCUUCAUUCCAGAGGAUGAUAUCCGUAAGAGGAAUAUCAGUAUAGAGGAAAGGCUUAGUGAGAUACCUCCUGAACAAGUGAAGAUCAUGAGAGAAGAGGUCAUUAGUCUCAUUCCAAGGCUAGUAUAUGCUGAUCCUCGCUCCAAAUUAGAAACUCUUAAAGAUGCAUUUGACGUUGCUGUACAAGCAGUAAUUGACAAGGUUACAAAUUUGAGGAAGGACAUCAUUGAAGGUCGCACACAUGACGGCUUCAUUGAGGAGAACAGUUGGAAAUACGCUUUGUUGCCUGAGGGAGAGCAUGAGGUGGGACCUCAUGAAUGGGAUCCUUUCUUCUCCAAACCAAAGGAUGGUAGUGGAGAUUCCAAUGAUUCGUCUGCUGAAGCUGCAAAAAAUUCUUGGAAGAAUGAGCAAGUAAAUCAAUCAUAGAGUAAAGAAGGGGUUAAAAAACUGCAGGGUGCUGCAGUUAGGCUCAAUGCAGACUCCGAAAUGAUUUGAAUUGGGGAGGACUUACAAAUUAUUACUAGGUCUUGCUGUGAACUUAAUGCUGAAUAUGUCUAAGGACAAGUUUCCCCAGUGAAACCCCCAAUAUAGAGACAUAUUCUUUUGCUUUACACAUUUUUGUGUUAUAGAUUUUUUCUGAUUUCUGCUUCGUGUAUUCUCCUCACUCAGUGGUUCGUAGAAUGCAUUGGGAGGUUUAAUAAUUCCUUUCAUGUAAUAGUUUCAUUCAUUUGAUUCAUAUAGGAAAUAUAAACAUUUAUUACAAUUAAUGGUAAA
Molecule: messenger RNA, 2586 nt
Organism: Vigna unguiculata (cowpea)
Lineage: Eukaryota; Viridiplantae; Streptophyta; Magnoliopsida; Fabales; Fabaceae
Product: xyloglucan galactosyltransferase MUR3 pseudogene
Source: RefSeq, a predicted model, not a curated record